Messenger RNA from Rotaria sordida, 1155 nucleotides. The record is from the annotation of a GenBank genome assembly. NCBI's taxonomy places the organism in Eukaryota, Metazoa, Rotifera, Eurotatoria, Philodinida, Philodinidae.
AUGAAAUAUGUAGCUAAUGGGUUAGCAGUGAAUAAUACAUUAGCAGGACUUCAUUUUGGAUGGAAUGAGCUUGGUUGUCAAGGUGCAAGAUAUCUGGCCAGUGCAUUGGAAAAAAAUCACUCUCUUGUUAACCUGAAUCUUUUUGCAAACGGCAUUGGACAUGAAGGUAUUCAAUAUUUAGCAAAUGGAUUACGACAUAAUCGAACACUUACUACAUUAUAUAUGCCGAGCAAUACCAUCGAUGCCGAAGGUGCACGACAUCUUGCUGACGCUUUACAAAAUAAUAGCACGCUUACAACUCUGAAUUUGUGUGGUAAUCCAAUCAGAAAUGAAGGAGUACAAUAUUUAGCUAAAGCACUGGAAAACAAUACUACACUAACAACACUGUAUCUCGAAGGAAUCUUUAUGACUGCUGAAGGAGUACAUGCACUUGCUAUUGGACUACAAAAUAAUCGAACACUGACAAUGAUAUAUCUCCGAGAUAAUUAUUUUGCGACGCAAGGAAUACAACAUCUAGCCAACUUAUUGCAGACAAAUAGUACAGCCCUGACGAUACUCAAUCUUGAUCGCCCUAAUACUGAAGGCGACGUUGUGCAAUAUCUAUUCAGUGCAUUACAAUAUAAUACUACACUCACUACUCCCAGUCUUAAUAUUGGUAGAAUUGGUCCUGAUCCAAUGCCAUACCUAGCUAAUGCAUUAAUACAUAACACAACACUCACGACAAUUUCUCUUAUUCUCAAUGGUAUUGGUCCCAAUGGGGCACAAUAUUUAGCUAAAGGACUAGAAACUAAUAGUACACUUAUGAUACUGGCACUUGCGUUUAAUGCAAUCGGUGCCGAAGGAGCUAGGCAUAUAGCUAAUGCCCUAAUGCAUAACAAAGGCUUAACUACAUUAGAUCUUGGAUCGAACAGAAUCCAAGCAGAAGGAACUCGAUAUAUAGCUAAUGCAUUAUUGAAUAACAAAACACUGAAGACAUUAUCAUUUGGAGGCAACGACAUUGGUUUAGAAGGAGCUAAAUGUUUAGUGAAUGCAUUACUUAUCAAUAAAACACUCGCAAUGUUGAAAUUUAGAGAAAAGGAUGUUUCUGCAGAUGGUUCACAAUAUUUAAAAGACGCAUCACUUUAUUUAACCGCAAACGUGACAUGGGAUAAAUGA